CAGGUGAGAUGGCGUUGCCGGUCCUCCUGCUGGUGGUGUGUGCAGGAUGGUGGCCGGAGGGCGUGGGUGGUAGCCUCAUCAGGGUCAACCUCACCAUAGCCCUCUCGGACACCACAAAUGUCACCAAGACCGUCGAUAUCGAUGAACGCAGCUUGAAGAGUUUUAACGUGACUCUGGAAGAGUUCUCUAAUUCUCUCGUCCGGACAGAUGCUUUCGGGAAGGUGAAGGAGACAGUGGUGGGCGGUCGACACAUCCCGCUUGAGUUGGCGAUGAACAAUGACAUGGACUCCGUCGUCUACACUUUCGGUACUGUCGAUGGAGGUAGCUGGUCCGUCAGCAACAACAACUUCACUAACAUCACCAUCGAGGAUUUUAGAGAUGACGAGACACUGAGACCAGUGGAGGUGACGCUGGAGUGGUCCCUGCCGCUCCCAGCCCCGCCGCGCCCCGUCAACGUCACCAUGAGGUCUGCCACCCUCGAGGCCACCAUACACCUCCACAACUCCACCCUGGUGUCGCAGAAGGUGGAUGGACACCUGGAGAAGAGCAACUGGGUACUGCUGGUGCCCUACACAGGGAUCUACCUGAGGGUGGUGAACCCCUACACCCGCCUCCUCACCCUCGCCGCCUACUUCAACACUGAAGACUAUUUUGCCGACUUGGAGCUGGUGGAUACCUUAAGAAAUCUCCAGCAUGGCAGGGUGGCCUUAAUAUCGUCUUAUUACGACGCCUCAGGCCGGCUGGAAGCGUCGUCUAAAGCCGCCCUCACAUCUCUCGGGUCCUUCGCCGCCCAACACCUCACCUUCAGGGACUGUUGGGCGUGGGCCUGGCUGGUGGGGGGCUCCACGCUGGCUGAGGGGCUGGUCACCAACGCUCAUGGCACCACCAGUUUCCCACACUCACUAGACCUGCAGCUUGUCCUUCCUCCGCCCCCGCCAUCCUCAGAGCGUCUGUGCGACUCGUGGUCCGAGUUGUGGAGUAAACGACAACACUUUUGUGACGCGUAUGACGGUUACGGCGACCUGUGCUCCUGCUGCACGCCCUUCACCCCGUCCACUAAUACUACCACGGGCGUACCACGCGAGGAGCUGGGAGUGGUAGUGGUCGCAAGCAACAGGCCACGAUACCUCUACAGGUUAUUGCGACAGCUGCUAACACAGGUCGGGGUGGUGGUCGAGCAGGUGUUGGUGUCGGUGGACGGGGAGUGUGUGGAGACCAUCAAGCUGCUGGAGGUGUUGGGUCUCAGGUGGCUGGUGCACGCCCCGGAGGGCUCCUUGUCACCCCGGAUAUCCAGACACGUGAGGUUCGCGCUGUUCCACGCCCUGGAGGAGGUGUCUGCUGACAAGAUCAUCGUGCUGGAGGAAGACCUCAUCCUCGCCCCUGACUUCUUCUCGUAUAUGCAGCAGACGGCCGUAUUGCUUGACCGGGAUCCUUCACUUUACGCCGUGUCCGCCUACUCCCACUUCUCCUACGCCCACACAGCCCACGAUCCCACCCGCCUCAAUCGGGUGCACUCUCUCCCCGCUUACGGCUGGAUGGUCAAGAGGAGUUUCCUGAGGGAGACGCUGCCCAAGUGGCCUCCCGUCUCUGUGACAACUGACUGGGACUAUUGGAUGGGGUGUGGACUGGUGCGACGCGGCCGGGAGCUGGUCAUUCCAGAGGUCUCCCGCACUACUCAUGCUGGACUAUCCGGCACUCACUUCUCUGGACAACUCGCCAAACGACGCUUCUCGAACAAGCCUCUCUCACACGACCCCAACACCCUAGUUAACCUCACAUCUGUGGACAGGAAGGUGUACGAGAGAGAGCUGAGAGACUUGCUGGUCAGGGCCCUGCCUCUGAACAUCACUAACCCAUACAACUUCACUUUCCCUGUCCAUGGCGGAGUGUAUGCUGCUUGUGUCAAGAUGAUGAGCUCCAGCGACAUCGUCGCUUUCAAGGUCCUCGCUGAUGCUUUACAGGUGUGGAACCAGGACUUGAGGGAUCAUCACUAUGGCUUGUGGAGAAUACCCUUCCACCGUGCCAUCAUUCUCAUCAUAGGAAUCCCAUAUUCAAAGUACAGUUACGGCUACAUGAAAGAUCAUUGCCCUGUGUUGAAGGUGAAGAAGAAACACUACGAGCACAUGAUGGAAAACUACUUGGACCAAACCUACCACUUUCUGGAGCACGGGAAUCACGACUACCUGAAUAUAUUGAAGUUCUCACAUGACCAACCUUACCCGGGUUUGGACUCACAGAAGCUCUCCACAGGGCUCUGUGGCGCUGCUGCUGCAGGCGAGGCUACCAGCGCUGAUAAUAUACUUGAAGACCAGCACACAUAUAACAAUGUAUAUGUUGAGGACCCGCACAAUUAUGCCAGUACACCAAUUAGAGAUGUGUCCAAUUAUACUAGUACACCGGCUGGAGAUGAGUCUCAUUAUACCAGUGCACGAGCGGAAGAUCGGUCCAAUUAUACCAGUACGCCAGAUGAUGCGUUUAAUUAUACCAGUGCACUAGCUGAAGACCAGUCCAAUUAUACCAGUGAGCCAGUUGAAAAUGCGUCCAAUUAUACCAGUGAGCCAGUUAAAGAUGCGUCCAAUUAUACCAGUGAGCCAGUUGAAGAUGCGUCCAAUUAUACCAGUGAGCCAGUUGAAGAUGCGUCCAAUUAUACCAGUGAGCCAGUUGAAGAUGCGUCCAAUUAUACCAGUGCAUCUGUUGAAGAUCGACUCAUUUAUACCAGUACGCCAGUUGAUGAUCGUCCCAAAUAUAUCAAAAAGCCAUUUGGAGAGCUGUUCAAUUAUAUCAGUGAACCAAUUGAAGACAAGUCCAAUUAUACUCGCGCACCUGUUGGAGACUCGCCCAGUUAUACCAGACCUCCUGCUGAAGAUUUUUUCAAUUAUACCAACAUAACUUUUGAACACCACUCUAAUUAUACCAACACCAGGACCUCAUUUAAAGACCAGCCAACUUAUGCAGGUAGACCUACACCAGUCAAGAGCAAAUUCAAUUUUACCAGUGCACCAGUUGAAGAGUGAUCCUAUUACACCAAUACUUCAGUUGAAGACUGGGUCAUUUAUGACAAUAGCUCACAUCUUGUUCAAAGUAUAGAUCAACCGGCACUCUUUCUCCCACUCGGUGUGAAGCAGUUAGUAAAACUGCAAGCGGGAACAAGUUAAUAUAUUAGUGUGAACAAUUGGAUAGUGACGAAUCGGGUUAUAUAAUUUUGGACUAAUAAUUAUUGUAAGCGUUUAAGAUCCGAGCAAAAUCUUGGUAUUAAAUAUAAAAAUGCGAAACGUAUAUGAUAAAAUAUUAUAAGAAAUUUAUUGAGAAACCCAACAACUCCAUUUACAGAAGAAGCAAAGGACACAGAUAUUUACCAAAACAGGACAUAUUAAGGUAGAAGUGAUCGCACAAAGCCUAUUACCAGAGUCUAUAUAUAUAUAUAUAUAUAUAUUCCUUCCCUGCCCACCAUUAUAUUCCUAUUCCUUUCGCAAGGUCACUCCUUACUUUCUCUCCUGAGAAUGUAAGGAGUGACCUUGCGAAACGCAUCCCUAGG
This is a messenger RNA of Procambarus clarkii (red swamp crayfish), 3535 nucleotides long. Its product is annotated as protein O-linked-mannose beta-1,2-N-acetylglucosaminyltransferase 1. Lineage: Eukaryota; Metazoa; Arthropoda; Malacostraca; Decapoda; Cambaridae. The record is from RefSeq and is a predicted model, not a curated record. Gene Ontology annotation, cellular component: Golgi membrane. Gene Ontology annotation, molecular function: beta-1,3-galactosyl-O-glycosyl-glycoprotein beta-1,3-N-acetylglucosaminyltransferase activity. Gene Ontology annotation, biological process: protein O-linked glycosylation via N-acetylgalactosamine.